AUGGAUGGAACCAACAACAGCUCUCAAAAAGGAUUUCUUCUCCUGGGAUUUUCAGAUCAGCCCCAGCUCGAAAGAAUCCUCUUUGUCAUCAUACUGCUGUUUUACAUCUUGAAUCUUCUGGGGAACACUGCCAUCAUUUUAGUGUCAUAUGUGGAACCCAAACUCCAUACGCCAAUGUACUUUUUCCUCAGCAACUUAUCUUGUGUGGACAUCUGCUUCACGACGAGUGUUGCCCCACAGCUGCUGGCUACCAUGAAUAACAAAGAUAAAUCCAUGAGCUAUGGCGGGUGCGUCGCGCAGCUGUAUGUGGCCAUGGGCUUGGGGUCCUCAGAGUGUAUUCUCCUGGCAGUCAUGGCCUAUGACCGCUAUGCUGCUGUCUGCCGUCCUCUGCAUUACACAACCAUCAUGCAUCCUCAGCUCUGUGCAUCCCUGGCCGGGACAGCAUGGCUCAGUGGCCUAGUCACUUCCUUAAUUCAGUGCUCACUCACUGUCCAGUUGCCCUUAUGUGGUCACCGUAAUCUGGACCACAUUUUCUGUGAGGUGCCAGUGUUGAUCAAACUAGCCUGUGUGGACACCACCUUCAACGAGGCAGAGCUCUUUGUGGCCAGUGUGGUCUUUCUAAUUGUCCCUGUGUCUCUCAUUUUAGUAUCAUAUGGCUUUAUAACCCAAGCUGUGCUGAGGAUCAAAUCAGCUGCAGGGCGCAGGAAGGCUUUUGGGACUUGUUCGUCCCACUUGAUUGUGGUCAUCAUUUUCUAUGGGACUAUUAUCUUCAUGUAUCUUCAACCCGCCAAAAGCAAGUCCAAAAACCAGGGAAAGUUUGUCUCCCUUUUCUACACCAUAGUCACUCCACUUUUAAAUCCUAUUAUUUAUACUUUGAGAAACAAAGAUGUGAAGGGGGCUUUGAAGACUCUGGUAAUGGCAAAUAUUCUAGGGUAA
Messenger RNA from Echinops telfairi (small Madagascar hedgehog), 936 nucleotides. RefSeq names its product olfactory receptor 2G6. NCBI's taxonomy places the organism in Eukaryota, Metazoa, Chordata, Mammalia, Afrosoricida, Tenrecidae. The transcript has a single exon. Gene Ontology annotation, cellular component: membrane. Bases 1 to 936 code for a protein of 311 amino acids. The record is from RefSeq and is a predicted model, not a curated record. Gene Ontology annotation, molecular function: olfactory receptor activity; G protein-coupled receptor activity. Gene Ontology annotation, biological process: G protein-coupled receptor signaling pathway.